Messenger RNA from Drosophila biarmipes, 908 nucleotides. RefSeq lists its product as uncharacterized. The transcript has a single exon. The coding region runs from base 44 to 808 and encodes 254 amino acids. Lineage: Eukaryota; Metazoa; Arthropoda; Insecta; Diptera; Drosophilidae. The record is from RefSeq and is a predicted model, not a curated record.
CACAUCUCACCAGAGUCACCCCAAUACUGUACAGAGCAAGACCAUGGGUUGUUGUGCCAGCAAUCUGAAGCUCAAGGAGCUGAACCUGAACAGCAGCAUCUACUUGGCGGCUGGCGGCGGCUCGGGCUCGGGAAGUCGCUCCCUGAAGCGGCUGUACAGCAGCCGGAACAGCAGCGGCGUGGGCAGCAGCUCAGCCUCCUCGAAGAACUCCUCCAGCCGCAGCAUUUGGAGCCGGUCCAGCCAGCCGAUCUGCGACGACUUCGCCGAGCAGCCCCAGCUGGACAGGUCCUGCGGCUACUACACCUGCAGCAGUGCCAGCUCGUCGCCCAGGAAGCUGGAGGAGAACGACGAUGCCGACGAGGCGGAGGAGGAGGCGGUACUGAUGCGCACCCAGGACAUGAGCCAGGCCUCCCAGUCGCGCAGCUCCACGCCAUCGCCCCAGAUGACCGGCAACCUGGAGUGGGAGAUGUACAUGAUGCAGCAGGCGCAGCGCAUCAUGCCAAAGACCUCGUCGCCCAUCAGCCAGAGGAGGGGCACGGGCCACAUCCCGGCCUCGUCCUACCAGAAAUGGCGCAACUACCUGCAGUCCACGCCAGCACACAUGCUGCACAACGUUACCCACAUCCCGGAGGCCAUUGCCGGCCACUUCUGCCCCACCGGCUUUCCGGGCUUCAGCGACCUGGAGGAGAUGGAGAGUGCGGCCAAGCGGUUCAAGGUGGAUCUGGCGGGGGAGCCACUGGAGGAGCCGCUGUACACCACCUACCAGCUGCUGGCUGGCCACACGCACACCAUAUCGACAGACCUGUGAGGCGAGGGCAUCCCAACCCCCUCAAUCGCACCGUCUCCGCUUGGCUCGGAGUGGUUCGGCGAUUGAUGGACCCGGCGAGGACUGGCAACAGGUGUGCCAG